UGAAGUUCAAGGUCUUGAUUUCUACUACCAUGGUUGAGUGGAAUCAUACAGAAUCAGCAGGACUUGCCCUUUCGGGGGGAUCAGAUGAUAGAUAUUUUUUGUGGAUGCGUCGUCAUAGUGAUGACACGGCGAUCACAAAUUUAUUUCCACAUGAUAUGGGACAUUUGAUAAGAGAUCAUUGGCGACAGUUUCAAGCUCCGAGCUCGGAAUGGUACUUCGCUAUAGGGGUUAUUAUGUUGAUAUUAGAGUUAAUUGGUCUCACUGGAAAUUUCUCAGUAAUUUACAUAUUUUUGACCACGAAAUAUUUACGGCGUCCAUCAAACAUGUUUAUUGUCAACUUGGCGUUUUCAGACUUUAUGAUGAUGUUUACAAUCAUGCCAAUGAUGGUUGUAUCUUGUUUUAAACAAAAAUGGAUUUUUGGGCCACUAAUGUGUGAAAUAUAUGGAGCGUGUGGAUCUGGAUUUGGAUCGGUUUCUAUUAUAAGCAUGGUUGCCAUUGCAAUGAACCGUUAUCGUGUCGUUGUGAAGGGACUGUCGAGCGAGAAACUUACUUAUAAACAAGCGAUCCUGUGGAUUUGCCUAAUAUGGAUCUACGUCGGUCUAUGGACUUCAGCUCCUUUCUUCGGUUGGAGUUCUUAUAUUCUAGAAGGUAAUUUUAUCAACUGCUCUUUGGACUCAGUGAGCCAUAACUGGAACUCUCGAUCUUAUGUUAUUGGUUACAGCAUUGGAGUGUAUUUCUUACCCUUGUUUUUCCUUACAUAUACCUACUAUUAUGUUGCCAAAACUGUUAUACAGCAAGAAUCUGCCUUACGAAAAUACAGUCGUUGUAUGAGUGUCGACCAGUUAAAGCCGAGACAAUCUAAAAUAACAGUGGAAGCCAAAUUAUCUAUGGUAGCUCUGAUAACAGUCGUUAUGUGGUUUGUUGCCUGGACACCGUAUAUCAUUUUUAUCUUUCUAGGAUCUUUUACCAGUGGAAAGUUCUUCACACCAUUAUUAAGCUUAUUGGGAGCUGUUCUUGCUAAAUGUGCUUCCUUCUGCGAUCCUAUUGUAUAUGGAGUCAGUCACCCUAAGUAUCGAGAAGCACUUAGAGAAAGAAUGCUUAAAUUCUACAAGUUUUUUUCCUGUGGUAAAUGCAGGCCUACAAAGGAAAACGAAGACCACAAAAACCAGCACGAGUUAACAACAAUUGAGAAAAACAAUUCGACGACAGAAGCUGAUCACUAA
Messenger RNA from Limulus polyphemus (Atlantic horseshoe crab), 1223 nucleotides. RefSeq names its product ocellar opsin-like. Gene Ontology annotation, biological process: G protein-coupled receptor signaling pathway. The record is from RefSeq and is a predicted model, not a curated record. Lineage: Eukaryota; Metazoa; Arthropoda; Merostomata; Xiphosura; Limulidae. Gene Ontology annotation, cellular component: membrane. The coding region runs from base 30 to 1223 and encodes 397 amino acids. Gene Ontology annotation, molecular function: G protein-coupled receptor activity. The transcript is spliced from 2 exons.